This is a messenger RNA of Trichoderma reesei QM6a, 1053 nucleotides long. RefSeq lists its product as hypothetical. NCBI's taxonomy places the organism in Eukaryota, Fungi, Ascomycota, Sordariomycetes, Hypocreales, Hypocreaceae. The record is from RefSeq and is a predicted model, not a curated record. Gene Ontology annotation, molecular function: protein methyltransferase activity; nucleic acid binding. The coding region runs from base 1 to 1053 and encodes 350 amino acids. Gene Ontology annotation, cellular component: mitochondrion. Gene Ontology annotation, biological process: protein methylation. The transcript has a single exon.
AUGCCGCGAAUCCCGCCAUGGCUCUUUCGCAAGGCCAAUCGUCGCUCACCCAACGUUGCUGCACUGCUCCCGGCAUGCAGAGAUCUUCAAUCCGCCGUGAAUGAGCUGCGAUGGCUCAAAGAGCAUGUCCACGGCAUCACCCGCAUCCAGCAAGAGGGCCUGCUCUCCAGACUGUGCAGGAAAAGAGGGCAGGGCUAUCCUCUGCAGUACAUCUUGGGAUCCCAACCGUUUGGACCACUUGAUAUCAAAUGCCGCCCCGGCGUCUUGAUCCCCAGACCCGAGACAGAGGCCUACACCUACCACCUAGCUGACCUUAUCAAGGCCGGGAGCUUGGGGGUUGGUGCAUCGGACCAGAGUCUUGGUAUUGUCGAUUUCUGCACGGGCACGGGCUGCAUACCUCUACUUCUCUAUGCGUUGCUCUCCAGACGAUUUGAACGCUUAGAGGUUCUGGGAGUGGACAUCUCUACUCGAGCGGUCAGCCUUGCCAGAGCCAAUGUUGCUCAUAAUAUCAGACUUGGCCAUCUCCCAAGUAUGCGGCCAAAUCACACCGUCGAUAUUCUACAAGGGGAUAUCUUUCAGGACCAAAUCCUAGAAAAACUCCAAGAACAAACCUGGGACGUCAUGGUAUCUAAUCCACCCUACAUUUCCCGGCGAGCGUGGCACUACGGUGGUGGCCAGAUUGGACACUCGGUUCGCAAGUAUGAGCCGUCCUUGGCCUUGGUCCCCGGAGACGACAUUCCCAUUCCUACAGCUUGGGAGCAUGAAGACGUCUUUUAUGCCCGAUUGUUAGACAUCGCUUCCAGACUCAGGCCGAAAGCGAUGCUUUAUGAGAUUGGUGAUGAGAUGCAGGCGGUUCGUGUUAUUUCACGAUUUUCUCAGCACAGACUCUCCGUGGGCUCACACAUAGAGGUUUGGCGAGAUUGGCCGGACACAACGCCAAGCCAUGAAGAGGGCUCUCUGCUGGAAACGACGACAGCUGAUGGGCGUAGCCAAACAGUCCUUGCAAAGGGUAGCGGAAACAUACGUUCCAUCUUCAUUACACUUGGCUCCUGA